AUGACGGACGUUUCUCCUAUUAAAAAUUUAGACAAUAAAAUUACUGAUUCUAUCGAUACUGAAAAGAAUACUACUGACAUUACAAAUACUGUUACUGACUUUACAAGCUUUGACAAAACUAAAAACAAUGAUACUGAUACUAUCUAUACUGAAGGCAAUGCUACUGACAUUACAAAUACUGUUACUGACUUUACAAAAUUUGACAAAACUCAAAACAAUGAUACCGACACAAUUAAUACUGAUUCUGACAUUUUAAACUGUGACAAAUCAGACAAUGAUACUACUACUACUUACGUUCAAGACGGCAAUGAUACUUACAAUAACAAUAACGCUGACUUAAAACACACUAAUACUGAUAUUUAUGACAAUAUUAACCCUGAAAUUAGAAAUACUGUGACUGGUACUGCGGACUGUGAUACAACUCAAAAAAAUACUAUUGCUGAUGAAGUUGUAGGCUGCAGCAAAGCUUCCAAUAAAACUACCGAUAUGGACGGUACAGACUGUGAUAAAACUUACAAUAGUACUACUAAUAUAAAUCACCGUGACACUACUAUUACUGACGCUAGUACUGAUCUUAAAAAAACUGACAUAAAAACUACUGAUGAUAAAGGUAAAGAUAAAACGAAUACUGAUAAGACGAACUUCAAAAACACUGAGGAUAAAGACACUAAAAUUACUUACACACGAACCGAUAAAAUUGAAAUUAUGCCAAAAAGUCGAGUAUUUGUUUCCGUUGGAGAUUAUAAAAAAAUGAUCAAAAUCACAAGUAAUCCGAGUAAACUAGCCAGAGUAUUUUUGAAAAAUAUAUUCGGAAAUGAGCUGCUGGUAAUGAGUAUAACUGAUUGA
Microplitis mediator is the source of this 846-nucleotide messenger RNA. RefSeq names its product dentin sialophosphoprotein-like. The record is from RefSeq and is a predicted model, not a curated record. The coding region runs from base 1 to 846 and encodes 281 amino acids. Lineage: Eukaryota; Metazoa; Arthropoda; Insecta; Hymenoptera; Braconidae. The transcript has a single exon.